This is a messenger RNA of Schistocerca serialis cubense, 954 nucleotides long. Its product is annotated as cytochrome P450 4c21-like. Gene Ontology annotation, molecular function: iron ion binding; oxidoreductase activity, acting on paired donors, with incorporation or reduction of molecular oxygen; heme binding. The record is from RefSeq and is a predicted model, not a curated record. The coding region runs from base 1 to 954 and encodes 317 amino acids. NCBI's taxonomy places the organism in Eukaryota, Metazoa, Arthropoda, Insecta, Orthoptera, Acrididae. The transcript has 4 exons.
AUGGGAGCAGAAGAUCAAAAUCAGUUAGAGACUUCGAUUGCAUUAUUGGAUGUGGGUUCAGCUUUGGAAAGAUCGAUGGGACAAAGUCUUCUGAUACGUGAAGAUUUGGACACAGUCACAGGUCGUGUCGAAAAUCGGAUCGAUGACAUUGAGAACAAUUUACCGGACCGUUCGGAACUAGCACUAGACACCGACAAAGUGAAAGAGGCAAUACAGCGUGCGUGCGAGGAACAGCAGGAGACACUAAACAGUGUCUGCCAACAGGUCAACUGCCAGCAGGCUACGUUACAAGCCCGGGCAGGAGACAUGGAAAAGAUCGCGAAUCUGCUGAUAGCCGGCACGGAGACGACGGCUGUGACUGUCAGCUAUGUUCUGCCACUGCUGGCCCUCCACCCUGAGUGGCAGGAUGCAGCCCACCAGGAGCUGAAGGACGUCUUCGGCGAGGGUGACGACUACCUGCGGGCCCCCAGCCUUGCAGACCUAGGCAGACUCAGGGUGCCGGAAAGCAUCAUCAAGGAGACACUGCGAUUGUUCCCAACCGUCCCGGUGCUUCCUCGGGUGGCCACAGAAGACAUCUGGCUGUCUGGAGGCUCUGCAGAGCGGGUGUCAGUUCCUAAGGGUACCCUGCUUUUUGUGCUACCCUUCCUCACACACCGCCUGCCGCAGUUCUUGCAGGACCCACAGCGGUUUGACCCUUCGCGCUUCUUGGAGGACCGUGUCGGCAAGGAACAUGCAUGCAGCUACCUGCCAUUUGGGUUGGGCGCGCGCAACUGCGUGGGCUCUCAGUACGCCCGCCUGCAGCUCAAAGUCUACCUUGCAGACAUACUGAGGCGCUUCCGUUUCCUGCCAUGUAACCGACGCGAGGACCUGGAGGACAGUGCGCUCUCCUUCAGCCUAAGCCCCAUCAAGCCAGUCAGAGUGUCGUGCGUACUCGUGGAUGGCCCUAAGGCAUAG